This is a messenger RNA of Pestalotiopsis fici W106-1, 4128 nucleotides long. RefSeq lists its product as uncharacterized. The coding region runs from base 1 to 4128 and encodes 1375 amino acids. NCBI's taxonomy places the organism in Eukaryota, Fungi, Ascomycota, Sordariomycetes, Amphisphaeriales, Sporocadaceae. The record is from RefSeq and is a predicted model, not a curated record. The transcript has 3 exons.
AUGGAUCAAACAAACAGGCAAGGGCUUUCGUCCGAGACCCUGAUUACAACCUCGGAAGGAGACAUACCCCUCGGCAAGUUACGACCAGACUUGAAACUACGGGAUAUUCAUGGCAUUAAUCCCAGUCGUGGAUAUCUCUGUACUCAUGAAGAGGACUCUCCAGGAGGUUCCCUUAUUCUGUUUGGAUUCAAUGACGGCAAGCCGUUCUUCAGUUCUGGAACCAUCUUCUUCACCACUACUGGCUAUCGUGCGGUGGACCCGUACCAGGCGCGGUUGGCUUCAGGUUUCAGCAAACAGAUUGGUCGUCUCGAGAUUGGCCAUGUUGUGUACAAGUAUUCGAAGUCGGGGUCUUUGUAUGAAAGAGUUCCAAUCACGAGCAUCUCUUCUGAGCCUUGUCAGUCUGGUAUCGUUGCUGUCGGGUUCACCUCCGGAGCAACCUCACUGGACGCGAAUGGCUACCUCAUUGAAGGGUACCAGAAUUAUGUCCACAUGAGAAAGACUGCAGAAGCUCUCUCAGGACUGUCAAUUCGCGAUCUUCUUAAGGCAUCAGAGCGCGUCGAAGAAUUACAAUCUAUUCGCAAACUUCUUGGAGAUUCGGCCACAUCGCGUCUAUUAAGACACGAGAUCCAGACUCUGCGUUCUGGCCCCCACAAUUCCCAUUUCACUCGAGAUCCAGUAAAGACUAUUCUACUCGACCAAGUUGUGCGAGCCUAUCACGUAGACCUUGCAGAUCCUAGGCAAUCCCCUCCGAUGCACAUAGCUUCGAGCAUAGGACUUUUCGAAGGCAGCGUACUGGUCAAUGGCAAAGUGGAGGCACGUUCUCAUGUCGACUACAAGACAAAGAUUAUCUCUUGGUCUCGAGCUCUUGGUCCUUCCAGCUAUGAGCACGGCUGUAUUACUCUAGUUGAUCACGGGCUGUCCGGAGCCGGAGCCGUGUUUUUGAGCCCAGAGGACUCACCUUUGGUCAUGCACGACAAACAACACGUUUAUCCUGUUCAUGUCAGCACAAAGCCUCCCGCUGUCAAGCCGACUGAAGCGCUGGCCACCACGACAACAUCACUGCUAUCGGACUCGACAGAUGUCCAAGAAAUGAUUCUUGAUGCCGAUAUCUGGAGCGAGCAAGAUAAGCACAAAAAGAAGCCUUCUCACCCUGUUUCAUUUGGAAGAAUUACGCUACAGCCGACCCAGAUUGGAGGUGCAGAUGGUCUUAACAUUCCUUUGAUUCAGAUCCCCCUUCUCGAUCGGCUUCGGGAUACAAUCAAUGAAAAGUUCGCCUUCGACGACCCCAAUCAGAGGAUUUCUUCGCUUUAUAAGAGCACAGUAAACCUCUCUGGACAGUCGGACGCUACAGCUGUUGUUCAAUUGACAGGCGCAUCUCUGCUUGCUCAGCUAGCAGACGAGGAUCCAGGGGCUCAAGUUCUAGGGUGCACGUUCAAAAAGUCUCUAGGGAGCGAUAUCAUCUUGCCAAUACUCUUUCAAGAGCUACAAGUUUCAUUCAAAGGUGGAUCAGUGAUUGGUCCAAUCUUUGCUUAUGAUCCCCUGGCCAGAGGGAGUCUAGGAAGCCGUCAUCUGUUAGUGAGUGCAACGGAGCCUAGACGAUUUUCAGACGCUCGACUCAAAGUAUCGUCUCAUUCAAACUUUCUAGAAACAUACGCUACCACGGGACUCUCGGAAGCUCCUGCACCUGUCACAGGACUCCUUGCUAGCAUGGGAGCUUUGGGUAUCGAUUCCAUCUUGAAUCUACCCAAAUACAGUGAAGUGUUGCUCCAUCAAACUUCUUCGGACCUGAUUUAUCAAGCAAUGCUUUACCACAUGAACGCCCAGCAGAGAAAAGACCUGCUCAAGAAAGAAAAACCCCAGGUUCCAAGAGACAUCCCUUUGGCGCUUGCUACCAAUCUGAAUUCCGAUAUAAGCACAUGGCUAGCCAAUAUCUUUGCACCAGCAUACAUUGCAAAGACAAUCAUUGAAUCUCCAACGGAUCCCAAACAGGCAAGAAACUUCACAAAACAAGAACGAGCCAAGCUAGAAUACUUUUGGUCAGGCAAAGGUAAAACUUGUCUGGCAAUGUCGCAGCAAUACUCCAAACUCACAAGUAUUGCGUCUUCGAGUGCAAUGUUGAUGCUGUUUCCGAAUCUCCGACGAUACCAAUACAACAACACUUACUGGUCAGACAAGCUAGUAACUUGCCUUUCGGAUCCCAACGCCAUGAGAGGGAUAGUCAUGACUCCAAUCGAUGGAGGAACUAAUCAGACAAACAAAAUUGUCAAUAUUCUGUCAACCCUUGACGGCAAAAAUGGGUUGUACGCACAAGAUCUGGGCCAUCAGAUUUGGGCUCAUAGUCUAUCACAGAUGCUGCAAAGUCCAUACGCAGAUACGUCGAAAGACGCUGCUUCACAGACGGAAGAAUGGAUCAUGUCCAGUUUCUCCAAACUUGUAUCUUGUGUCUUGGACAAGACCAACACUGAUUUUACCAUUUCUGACAAGCAGAGGGUUGAUUUUGCCAAGGACAUUACCACGGCUGAAUCAAACUAUGGAUUGACUUCGACUGGUUCCCCAAAGGCCAGAGCCGCCGCGUUGCUUCAAGCACAGGCUGAUGUUAUUCAACUGCUCAGUAGCAUGAAAAGCCCGCUUUCUGGGAGUUCUGCAGACUCGGAGAGCGGCGGGAUACAUGCUCUUGCCCUGCCGUCACUUCGCAGUGCCGGCACAACCCUCUGGUCUUGGGUCUCAAAAGCAUUUGAUAAGACUGUCGGCAGACUUGCACCGUCAGGAUCUGGAAAGAUGGCAGGCCUGAAAGGCUUUUGGUCCUUGAUUCUUGUAGGUCUAUACCUCUACGACGCAACGAAUGGUUACUCGGCUUGGUCUGGGGAAGCGUUUGGACAGACUAUCGUUGUUACCGGGACGAUACAAUUCAUGCUGGACGUGACGGAAAGAGUAUGGGACAUAUAUCAGGGAUAUAAAAUCACCCAGUCCAAUCGAGCAUUUGAAGCAGCCGUUGCAAAAGUUAUCGAUGAGGAGACUCUCAGUGGAAUCCCGCGAUACGUCGAAUUCAUUGCCGAGAAAGGUCAGUCGCUGGGUAAAGGCGAUGUCAUCAGCGAGGCCAUUGGGAGAAAGCUGGGGCAGUAUCCCAUGUCAAGAAGCACUGAAAUUCCGAAAGGCACUCUCAUCGACGUCUGGGAGAUUUACCCCGUCGGUAUGACAGAGGAGUUGGCCCCACAACUUCAGCAAGUCUACAAGCAAUUCAACCUGCCUGGAAGGGUGUUUGCUGGCAUCACGAUCGUUCUCAGUAUCGUGAUUGUCGUCAGCAUGACCAUUGAUUUGAAGAACCGCUGGGACAAUCUGACGAAUACCGGAAAGGCUCUAACAAUCAUUCAAAUCGGAGUCACGACAGCAAGUAUAUUCGCCAGUGAGCUUGUCGUCGAGGCACUCAUCUGGUCGAAUGUUGCAGCAGCAGACUCACUAAUGGUCGUGAGUUUGCCGAUUGUCGGGGCUGUACUGGCUUUUAUCGGAAUUGUGGUCAUGAUAUUCAUGUCCAUAUUCGUGUUGGAAAAGGAUCCACCAAAGCCGCCGCUGACGCCUCUUGAGGAGUUCAUUGAAAAAGUAGGACAGCCUCUCAUUUCCACCUGGGACGACCAGCGAGGACCCCUACUCGAAUACUCUAUACCUUCAAAUGUUGGAGUAGGAGGACGACCUGUUCCAUUCGUUAUCCAAGCCUUGAACAAGACGACUUCAAUAAUGGAGUUACACUCAAUAUCCAUCACGUUCUUGAACGGUGACGAUGAUUCUGAUAUUGCAGAGGCGAGUCUCUUUCAAGAAAGCGCUUUCAAGAUGGUCGCCGCCAAUGAUGUCCAACGUGACAAUCCAGGCAAUGUCUAUGUCACACUCAAUAGUGACGUUGCAGGAUUUCUGCAGCCCAGCCCUCGGGGCAAAGGAGGGACAUCAUGGAAUAUUAGACUUGAGAGUCAUGCAAAUGCCAAGGGUAUCAUUCGUUUAGGCCCGGGUUAUGGUCUCGCACUUCAUAUCUCGGGUCAGGUUGCCGGAACCAAGGGCACAAGUCAGAUCAUCAUUCGCGAGGAUAUGGUUUUUCCCGAUGACAACAAUUACCAGGAGAUUGAGGUCAUUAAAUCGUAG